This is a messenger RNA of Corythoichthys intestinalis (scribbled pipefish), 5974 nucleotides long. It is a transcript of the gene agap1, whose product is annotated as ArfGAP with GTPase domain, ankyrin repeat and PH domain 1. The record is from RefSeq and is a predicted model, not a curated record. The coding region runs from base 258 to 3770 and encodes 1170 amino acids. Gene Ontology annotation, biological process: activation of GTPase activity. NCBI's taxonomy places the organism in Eukaryota, Metazoa, Chordata, Actinopteri, Syngnathiformes, Syngnathidae. The transcript is spliced from 19 exons. Gene Ontology annotation, molecular function: protein binding; GTPase activator activity; GTP binding.
CCCUUUUUGGGAAAAGGGUUUGCGCGGCCAGCGGAGUUCAUCUGGGAUUAGGUUGGAAUGUAUUUCCUGUCAGCUUUUUGCGCUUUUGGAUGACGGAAAGUCACUCAUUGUCCUGCAGUUUUCCAUCCUGGUGCUGUUUAACUAGUUUAACAUGUUGAGAAAUGUGGACUUGGAUGGCAUGGAGGCCACAUACAGGUUAUUAAUGGAGACCUUUCCUGAAGAUGUGCUGAGUUUUUGAAAGAUUUGGGUUUUGAGCCAUGUUCCUUUUGGAUGGGAACAGUUCUGAAGGGAUGGAGAGGGGGACAGCUCAGAGGAAAACGGUGUACCGCAUUUCCCUCACGCUGGUUAAGAAGGAGACAUUGAAGGAUGGAGGUGGCACAUUGGAAAAGCCUAAAGUCGGAGUUUUCAGGCAUCAAGCCUCCCUGGAUGUCCAGCGCAGUGGUCUCUUGGAACAAGUCCAGGAAGUGGAUGAUGAAUCGGAUGAUUUGUCCUUGCAAAACAACAUGAGGAACUUCAGAACGUAUAGCACAGGUCAGCUGGAGUUGGGGAGGCUUAAACUGGCCCGCAAAGAAAAGCUCAUGAUGGCCAAGAAGAAAGCCCCCACGUUUACAAAUUCACAGGACUCGCCACCUUCUAGCAGACUUGAGGAGAAUAUUUCUACCAGGACAGACUCCGCUGGGAAUGUGGUCAGUAACGGUAUGAUGAAGGUGAAGAGACUCUUCAAGUCAAAGAGUUUGGAUAAGAGUCCACAGUCGUUAGACCAAGGCGACACGCCACACAUAAACGGGACGACGCCUUUAAACGGGCAACCUCAAGACGAGCCUGCCAGCAUGCUACGCCGCAGCUUCAGCUUUCGGCACUGGACAGGGAGCGAGCGGCUACGUUUGCAAGCGCUAAUGAAGGACAAACACCGCAGCAGCUCUGCUCGCGUAGGCCAGGAAGUCGUCCAUGCUGAUGCCGAGCUCCAGAGCCCCACAGGUCGCCCUCGCCUUGGCACCAUAGAGAAGAGCCAGACGCUAGAGGUCGGUGCUCUCCUGAACAAGAAGGAUCCCACAUUUGAAAUAAGCCGCUGGGAGAGGGCACAUGGCGGCAAGAAUCGCACGUUGGAUAACAGCGACUUGCAGAAUCUGGCUGAACACAAGGAUGGGACGGCGCUGCAUCUUCAGAGAGGAGAAGGAGGACGUUCGAGUGAGAGGAGGCUGAUACGCUUCUUCAGUGGAUUCUUCUCCCGCACCUCAACACCGGUGGGAAGCCCCAGCACGGUCCACUCUCUCUGUCCCAGGACCACUCUUUUGCAGUCCAGCACAGAGAGUGUGAACGGGAGCACAAGCGAUGCGUUUGUGAACAGCCAGGAGUGGACUCUCAGUCGCUCUGUGCCGGAACUCAAAGUGGGCAUUGUAGGUAACCUGGCCAGCGGGAAGUCAGCACUGGUCCACAGGUACCUUACAGGAACAUAUGUCCAAGAGGAGUCACCUGAAGCUGACGUGGAUGCAGGUGGUCGCUUUAAGAAAGAGAUGGUGGUAGAUGGGCAAAGUCACCUGCUGCUCAUCAGGGACGAAGGGGGCCCCCCGGAGGCACAGUUCGCUUUGUGGGUUGAUGCAGUCAUCUUUGUCUUCAGUCUGGAGGAUGAGAUCAGCUUCCAGACAGUUUAUCACUAUUUCAACCGCCUUGCCAACUACAGGAACGCAGCAGACCUCCCUUUGGUCUUAGUCGGCACGCAAGAUGCCAUCAGCUCGACCAACCCGAGAGUGAUUGACGACAGUCGGGCCAGAAAACUGUCCAACGACCUAAAGCGCUGCACUUACUAUGAAACCUGUGCCACCUAUGGCCUCAAUGUGGAGCGAGUCUUCCAGGAUGUUGCUCAGAAGAUCGUGGCCACUCGAAAGAAACAGCAGCUGUCCAUCGGCCCGUGCAAAUCGCUCCCCAACUCCCCGAGUCACUCGUCUAUUUGCACUACACAGGUGUCUAACGUCCAGGUCAGCCAGACAAGCAAUGGCGGUGGCAGUUUGAGCGACUACUCGUCAUCAGUGCCGUCCACGCCGAGCACCAGCCAGAAGGAGCUGCGCAUCGACGUUCCUCAGAGCACCAAUACACCCACGCCCGUCCGCAAGCAAUCCAAGCGUCGCUCCAACCUCUUCACUUCAAGGAAGACCAGCGAGACAGACAAGGAUAAGAAAGGUCUGGAGGCUCGAGCCGACAGCAUCGGCAGCGGGCGAGCCAUUCCCAUCAAACAGGGUAUGCUACUGAAGAGGAGCGGCAAGUCCCUCAACAAGGAGUGGAAGAAAAAGUAUGUGACGCUGUGUGACAAUGGGCUGCUAACCUACCACCCCAGUCUUCAUGACUACAUGCAGAACGUCCACGGGAAAGAGAUCGACCUGCUCAGGACCACGGUCAAGGUGCCUGGUAAACGGCCGCCACGGGCCGUAUCCACCUGCGCAGUCAUGCCCAAAACCAACGGACUGACCAAGGACUUGAGCAGCCUGCAGCUGGGACACAAUCCCGGUUCGGUGAGCAGCAGCUCGUCAGUAUCUCAGAUGGCGAGCGGCAUUAGCCUAAUGUCCUUCAGCAGCCGUGGCCCAGACGGCAUGGGUGGGCACCAGCGAUCAUAUUCCGUCUCCAGCGCCGACCAGUGGACUGAUGCUACUGUCAUUGCCAACUCGGGAAUCGGAACCGACGCAGGCCUGGGGGACUCCAUGUCUUCCAGUCCCAGCAUCUCCAGUACGACCAGUCCGAAGAUGGAGCCGCCCCCAUCGCCACACGCCAACCGCAAGAAACACCGGCGGAAGAAAAGCACCAGCAACUUUAAAGCAGACGGCCUCGCUGGUACUGCUGAAGAGCAAGAGGAGAACUUUGAGUUCAUCAUUGUAUCGCUUACGGGUCAGACGUGGCAUUUUGAAGCCACUUCGUAUGAGGAGCGAGACGCCUGGGUGCAGGUCAUCGAGGGUCAGAUCUUGGCCAGUCUUCAGUCUUGUGAGAGCAGUAAAAACAAGUCUCGUCUGACCAGCCAGACGGAGGCCUUGGCGCUGCAGUCCAUCAGAAAUAUUCGUGGAAAUAGCCGCUGUGCCGACUGUGACGCUCAAAACCCGGACUGGGCCAGCCUCAACCUCGGCGCCCUGAUUUGUAUUGAGUGCUCAGGUAUCCACCGGAACUUGGGCACACACCUAUCCCGGGUGCGCUCGCUGGACCUUGAUGAGUGGCCCCUUGAACUCCUCAAGGUCAUGUCGGCCAUUGGCAAUGACUUUGCUAACAGCGUGUGGGAGGCCAACUCACAGGGUCACCUGAAGCCUGGACCAGAUGCAAGCAGGGAGGAACGUGAGCGCUGGAUCCGAGCCAAGUACGAGCAACGGGUUUUUUUGCCAUCGCUGCCGUGCGCCGAGCUUUCGCUCGGCCAGCAGCUGUUGAGGGCCACGGUGGAAGAAGAUCUGCGCGCGGUUGUACUGCUGCUGGCGCACGGCUCCAGGCAGCAGGUCAACGAGACAUGCGGCGAAGGAGACGGACGCAACGCGCUACACUUAGGCAGCCGCAAAGGCAACGUGGUCAUCACACAGCUUCUCAUCUGGUACGGUGUGGAUCUAAUGGCGAGGGACGCUCACGGCAACAGCGCACUGGCAUACGCCCGGCAGGCCAACAGCCAGGAAUGCGUGGACACGCUGACCCAGUACGGCUGCCCCGAUGAACGCUACCCGCUCAUGGCCACACCCAACUUGUCGCGCCGCAACGCCAACCGCAACAACAGCUGCAGCAGCGCGAGCAGCGGCGCCUUCAUUUGAGGCCUCAUUGGGAGAAGCUAACUCUUUUCUUUAGGGAACCGCUCACUACCUGCCGCGACUCUGGACGAGCGUGGAAAGUACCCAAAGCAUGCUGGGUACCGUACUGGGUCACUUUCACCUCAGACUUUCGAUAGCUGGCGUCCUCCUUUUCUUCUCACACUACAAGGCCAGUUUGCUCUCAGGCAGCGUCACUUUCCCGGCCCGAGCAUAUCGUUACGCAUAUGUAUUUCAAACUUCUGUGAACUAAUUUACCCGUGUUAAAUGUGACAAUGUUGGAUCAGGCUCAGGGACACGGUCGGUCAGAACCUGCACGUCUAACAUUUCAGGACUUACUAAGUACUCCGCUCGACUUGGACUGAAACGACCUAACUUGACAGUUUCAAUUUUCAAUGACUUUUUCCAAGCGGGAGCCAUGAUUUGGAGAGAAGCAGGUAUCGUGAAGGGCGCUCCUAACAGGAUUACAAAGAGUGCUUUUGGAAUGCGUGAUUGUGAUUGUGUAGCUAAUUAAUGCAAGAACAGAUACUGAGUGCAAAGUGUGAAUACAGUAUGUUGUGAUCCAGAAAGAUUGUAUGACUUGACCCGACCUGGAACUUUACGUUUAAGCGAUUGGCUGGCAUUGACGGAGAUAGUCCAUCGCCGUCAAUGGCAGCCAAUGAAUUAGGACUGCUUCAUGACUUCCUCCCACCUCUUCUUAAAGACACGUGUCCGUGUCCAAAUAGCUCCUGACUUAGCAGAAAGUCCUAAGAAAUCAAAGGGAAGGAAACGCUAACCACUUCUAACUCAUGUAAACACACACUUGCAAAGACAUGACUCACGUUACUACACCGUCCCUUUAACACUCACAAUGAGGUCACAUGAUUCGUUGUCCAUUUGUCUGGUUCCUGGUGGAACAAAAAGGGAAACUCUACGGGUGUUUUUACACCAGGAACUCGUAAACUCCUUCUAUCUUUCAACUUUAGGAUUUUUUUUGUCCUGUGCAAAUAAUUUAAAGAUAAUGUUAUGUUCCUCCUCGACUGAAGGUGGUGCUCAUUUAUUCCACUACUUCAAGUUAGACCUCGAACCUGGGGGCUAUUUAUUUAUUUACUCACUCUUUCUACUUUUGCUUCAGAGUGUCGAGUCUGACAUCGGGAAGGCCGACACUUGAAAGCGAGGCUGUAUUAGUGGAUGAUUGAGGGCUACAAAAUAUGCUAAUAGUCUUGCAUAUCUCAUUGAUUUGACUGAAUGUGCGGUUAGUUCGCUGUGUUUUCUCACUACAUGCCAGUCUGCCAACUUCUUUCAUAUUUGUAUAAAGCCUAAGCUAGGUACACGCAUUCCGAUUUUGAACGUAUUAACCUGACAGACAUGGAUCAAUGCUUGCCAUUGACGGCGAUAGACGUCUCAUCCAUUUUGACUGGGAGGGCGAGAGCGAUUAUUAUUAAAUGAAUUGGACAUCUAUCGCCGUCAAUGGCAGUGAAUGAGUCAGAUGAUCACUAUGCGUGUACCCCGCUUUAAGAAAAGAAAAAAAACACUCCGUUAAUCUUUGCCUUUGUUGUGACACACCUGCCUUCAUUCAACCUGUGUUUGUAUACCCCACCAUUAUUGACCCCUGAAAAUGAACUUUUAUAUUGUCAUAUUUUUAUGACACGUGCUAUUUUAUUUAUGACGUAAAUGCACUAAAUUCACUCAGCAUUAGCUCAUAGCCUUGAGGCGGCUUGCUAUUUUCGCCAAGCAGCUAGCAGUUGGCUUGAAGUUUCCUCAGAUUUAUCCGGACGUCUUCUAAAAAAAUCUAUGCUAGCACUAGUAAAAAAGAAAACAUUCAAUCAUAAAAUGAAAAGCUUGUGUGGUUUAGGUUUCACAUGUGCUAACAGGGGAGCUUUAGCUAGCUCUGCAAAGGUUAGCAGCUAGCGGUUGGCUUGAAGUUUACUCAAAUUUGUCCGACUUUGUUAUUCUUCACUUUGCCAGCACAAGUAUAGAAAUUAAAAUUAAAAAGUUAGUUAGUUUUCACUUGGGCUAACAUGAGAGCUUAAGAUAGCUGUCAGAACCCUCAUUUCCCCUUCACCACUUGUUCAAAUCCAUCCAUGUUUUUUAAUCUGUUUUCUUGUUCGGACACAUUAUUGAUGUUCUGUGGUUCUAAUUAUUAUUAUUGUUUAGUUGGAUGUACAGUAAGAUAAAACAGUCUUUUACUGUAAUGUGUCUCUUUUCAAUAAAGACCAGAAUGAUGCUCA